AUGGAGGAUGAGCCAGAAGUUGUUCAAGAAGAUGGCGGAGGCCGAGGACCACGACCCCGCGGCCCAGUGACUGGUGGCUGGGGAUUCGAUGAUGGGGCGCAAGGUGGACCAAGAAUGAGUGCAGAACCCCCAUCUCCACCCCAGAGAGGCCACAAGGGUCACUUUGAAGAAGAUGAUGAAGCCGUUCCAACAAUCCCAGAUUUGGAGGAAGAAGCUGAGGAAGACAUUACAAGGCAGGUUGCAGCUCCUCCCGUUGCAGCUCCGUCAUUAGCACCCCCUGUGCGCACCGUGCGGGAGCUGGAUGGUGCAUUGAACAGUCGUGGCACCCAGCUGCCCACAAGCCCAGAGGAAGGUGUAGAUUUGGCACCGUUGAUGCAGUGCUUGUGCUCAGAUCGCCAGGUCUUUGAGCAGGACAGCACUUGGGACCAUGAGCUUAUCUUCCAGGAAGUAGCAAGUGCCAUCAAUCAAGAUAUGACAGGAGAUGAAGAGGCCGAUGAGCUGGAUCUUCAAAGGUGA
Cladocopium goreaui is the source of this 516-nucleotide messenger RNA. Lineage: Eukaryota; Dinophyceae; Suessiales; Symbiodiniaceae. The record is from the annotation of a GenBank genome assembly.